AGAGCCUCGGAGCGGCGGCCGAGCUGCGGGCGACUGGGGCGGCCGAGUCGGGCCGCGGCCGGGGCGGAGCCGGAGCCAUGGAGCCGCCGCUGCCAGGCUAGGGACGGCCGGCGCCGCCGGGCCCACGGCAAUGGCGGGCUACGCGCGCCGCCCGGGCGUCAGCCCGCUGUCCCGGGCCCGCAGCCUGGUCGUUCCGGACGCUCCAGCGUUCUGUGAGCGCCGGUCUUGUCUCCCCCAGCUAGACUGUGAGCGCCCCCAUGGCAGGGAACUGGACUCCCACUUCUUCGGCAUUCGGCCGACGUUUAUGUGCUAUGUACCCAGUCCGGUGCUAGCUUCCGUGGGAGACACAGAUGAUAAACUGGAAGAACUUGAAGAGGCAAAUCCGUUCUCCUUUAAAGAGUUUCUGAAAACCAAGAACCUCAGCCUGUCGAAAGAGGACACGGCCAACAGCAGACUUUAUGCAAAGGAAGCCACAAGGCACUCACUGGGGCUCGACCGCAACUCCCCAACCUCUCAAGCCAUGGGGUUUGGCCUGGAAUACCAGCAGCCGUUCUUUGAAGACCCAACGGCGGCUGGAGACCUCCUGGACGAGGUCGAGGACGAUGGGUGGAAUGGGGCCUACCUGCCGUCCGCUGUGGAGCAGAGCCACUCGGCGAGGGUGGCUGCCAGCACGUCGCCCUGCAGCACGUACGUCUCCUUCUUCUCCAGCCCAUCGGAGCUGGUGGGACCCGAGUCUCUGCCCCCGUGGACGCUGAGUGACUCUGACUCGCACGUCUCUCUGGCGGGGAGUCCUGGUGCAGACUUUGCAGCCCACGGACAGUCUCGGGGGGACAGGCACCUUCGGACGCUGCAGAUAAGUUACGAAGCACUGAAAGAGGAGAAUUCUAAGCUAAGAAGAAAGCUGACAGAGAUUCAGAGGUUCUCUGAGACACAGACAGAAAUCUGCCGGGGCCGCACGCGCUCCCUCGGGCCGCAAAUGAAGGCCCCGGCCCCCUUGGCCCGCUGCAUCUGCCUCAUGGAGGCGGCGGCAGUCACUGGGUGGCCUGGGCGGCAUGCGCAGGUCUGUAACUUCAAGCGGGAAAACGAAGCCCUGCGCUUGGGCCAGGGCGCCAGCCUGACAGUGGUGAAGCAGAACACGGACGUGGCCUUGCAGAACCUCCGCGUGGUCAUGGACAACUCGCGCGCCUCAAUCAAGCAGUUGGUGUCUGGAGCUGAAACGCUGAAUCUCGUUGCCGAAAUCCUUAAAUCUAUAGACAGAAUUUCUGAAGUUAAAGAGGAGGAGGAGGAGUAGUCUUGAGAACCACGGAGAAGCUUCCAGCUCACAGCUCUGUUUACAUCCUGAAAUCCCUACCUACUGGGUCUAAAAAUGCCAUUGUGUCUUUAAAUAUGCAGUCUUCGCCCAUAGUAAAAAUAUUUAUCAUGAGAUACUAAUUCCAUGAUCUAGAACAGUGUUAUUAGCCAGCCGCGAGGAGGAGCAGCUUCCACAGGUGGGAGGCGCACCUGUAGACCCAUGCAGCGCUUCUGGUGAACCCCUGCUGUUUUAUAGACUAAUGAGCAUAUUGCAAGACGUUUUUAUAAAAGCCACUGAUUUUUUAAGUUACUGAACAUGAAAACAGCAAUUCUGUGAUGUGCGGUUUUCAUUCUUAUUCCACAGCAGUCAUUGUAAGAUAAGUUCAGUUGAUCAUUCUUCAUUUCACAAGUCGAGAAAAACACUAAAUGAGUCGAAAUUCAAAUGGUUGCCUUGGACAGGGACUUGUGCCUUUAGGCCACCUCUCAGUGCCCCUCUGCCUCCCAGUCCCUCCUGUGGCUUCACAGGGCUGGCUCCUGCGGUUGGUGGCCUGAGUGUGGACACCCCUCAUGGUGGAUGCUAUCCUCCCACAGGAACUGAGGUCACACAGGGAAUCCCCACUGUGAAGCCAUCUAAAGACACCUUCAGGGGCCUUCAGGUUUGAAAAGCUGCUUUUGGCUGGAGGGUUUUGAUACACGUUUCAAGUGGCCUUUUGUACAGUGAUGUUUAGAAUUCAGGAAUUGAGAGGACGUGCCGAGUCCCCUGGGGUUAGCACGAGGUCUCCCAGGCGCCUUUCCGAUGUGGGGAGGCAUAACGUGCACUCUGCCUUUUUGGCUGUUUUCCUGUAGAUGUUAUUUUUUAAAUUUUCCCUCCUGUUCAGAUUGACAGCUUAUUUAAUAAAUUCUAAAAUUUAUAUGCACUGUCUCCCCUA
Hipposideros armiger (great roundleaf bat) is the source of this 2219-nucleotide messenger RNA. RefSeq names its product endosome associated trafficking regulator 1 (gene ENTR1). Gene Ontology annotation, cellular component: early endosome; centrosome; recycling endosome. Bases 131 to 1291 code for a protein of 386 amino acids. NCBI's taxonomy places the organism in Eukaryota, Metazoa, Chordata, Mammalia, Chiroptera, Hipposideridae. The transcript has 8 exons. The record is from RefSeq and is a predicted model, not a curated record. Gene Ontology annotation, biological process: positive regulation of protein localization to cilium; positive regulation of cilium assembly; regulation of cytokinesis.